This is a messenger RNA of Lepus europaeus (European hare), 1002 nucleotides long. Its product is annotated as putative olfactory receptor 2I1. Gene Ontology annotation, molecular function: G protein-coupled receptor activity; olfactory receptor activity. The record is from RefSeq and is a predicted model, not a curated record. Gene Ontology annotation, cellular component: membrane. Gene Ontology annotation, biological process: G protein-coupled receptor signaling pathway. The transcript is spliced from 2 exons. The coding region runs from base 1 to 1002 and encodes 333 amino acids. NCBI's taxonomy places the organism in Eukaryota, Metazoa, Chordata, Mammalia, Lagomorpha, Leporidae.
AUGGGAAGCCAUGCAGUGUCUGAGAUCCUGGUGAGAGAGCUCAACAGUUUUCCUCCUCAGGCCAACCUCAGCGCAGAGGAGCGCUUCCUCCUGCUGGGUUUCUCCGACUGGCCCUCCCUGCAGCCCGUCCUCUUCGUCCUUGUCCUCCUCUGCUACCUCCUGACUCUGACCGGCAACUCGGCGCUGGUGCUGCUGGCUAUGCGCGACCCGCGCUUGCACACGCCCAUGUACUACUUCCUGUGCCACCUGGCCCUGGUGGACGCGGGCUUCACCACGAGCGUGGUGCCGACGCUGCUGGCCAACCUGCGCGCCCCCGCGCUCUGGCUGCCGCGCGGCGGCUGCAUGGCCCAGCUGUGCGCCUCGCUGGCGCUGGGCUCCGCCGAAUGCGUCCUCCUGGCUGUGAUGGCGCUGGACCGCGCGGUCGCCGUGUGCCGCCCGCUGCGCUACGCCGGGCUGGCCUCGCCGCGUCUCUGCAGCUUGCUGGCCGGCGCCUCUUGGCUGGGCGGCCUCUCCAACUCCGCCGCGCAAACGGCGCUCCUGGCUGCGCGACCGCUUUGCGCGCCGCGCCUGCUGGACCACUUCAUCUGCGAGCUGCCGGUGCUGCUCAAGCUGGCCUGCGGCGGCGGCAGAGAAACCAUCGAGCGCCAGAUGUUCGCCGCCCGCGUGGUCAUCCUGCUGCUGCCGUCCACCGUCAUCCUGGCCUCCUAUGGGGCCGUGGGCCGCGCUGUUUGGGGCAUGCGGUCCAGAGCAGGUCGGAGGAAGGCGGUGGGCACGUGCGGGUCCCAUCUGACUGCCGUCUGCCUCUUCUACGGUUCGGCCAUCUACACCUACCUGCAGCCCACACACAGCUACAACCAGGGGCGGGGCAAGUUCGUCUCGCUCUUUUACACGGUGGUCACGCCGGCCCUCAACCCGCUCAUCUACACGCUCCGGAAUAAGGAGGUGAAGGGCGCAGCGAGGAGGCUCCUGGGGAGUCUGCGGAGAGGGCACCCGGGACAGUGA